AUGGAACAUGGUGACAAACCUAUUAUUACGAGUCUCGCUAUCUCACGUUCGCCCCUAAUUUCUCUUCUCUCUCUCUUCCUCACUCUCCUUCGUUGUGAUACAUUUCUCAUUCAUGUAGGCUCACAAGAGCGUUUCUCUCGUCUCCAUCAUCAAAGGCUCUCGCUGCCUCUCCAUCAUCUCGUUGAACCACAAUUCAAGCGUGUUUCGACCCGCUUUAAAGAAAGCUUCAUAGGAGUGGAGGUAGAAGUUAACCUAGGUUCUUUGAAAGUCAUUGAUUACAAUUACAACCAAGUAUUGAUUAGGGUUCCUCCUACAAGUUAUCAAUUUGAAGAUUCCAUCUCUAAGUUGGUAAAGAUGUUCGAAAAAGCUGGUAAAGAGGUUUAUUUAACACCUUACUUGCAUCAAUCUUUAAUGAUUCAUUUCCAAUGGAAGUUGCCGACAUUAAAGACAUUAGAAGGAACUGGACUUCUUUUAGUUUAAGUGUUAGUAGAAACUUGACUACAAUUCAAAAGUGUAUGUACAUUAAUGUAAUAUUUAGAUUUAAUAUAUAGUUUCAUGUAUAAAUGAUGUAUUAAAUAUUAUUAGACAAUUUAGUGUUUGAAAUGAAUUCUAUUUUAUUAGGUGAGAUGAUAAUA
Vigna radiata var. radiata (mung bean) is the source of this 635-nucleotide messenger RNA. RefSeq lists its product as uncharacterized. The coding region runs from base 1 to 480 and encodes 159 amino acids. The transcript has 6 exons. The record is from RefSeq and is a predicted model, not a curated record. Lineage: Eukaryota; Viridiplantae; Streptophyta; Magnoliopsida; Fabales; Fabaceae.